AGAGUUCCUCCACAUUCUCCUAUUUUCCUUACUUUACUUUAUCUUCCAAAUAUUCAUGUUUUGAGUUAGGUGACUUUAUAGAUAGUGCAGAUUCAUAUAUUGUAAUUAUAAAAUUAUAGUAUCUUGGGGGCGACAUGUUAUAUAUAUCUCUAUUGCACCUGUUGAUCAACUCUCAGUAGAGGCGUGAAUGGUUUUAAAAUAAAUAAGUUUUUCACGUUUAUUUCAAUGAUAUUUUCUCAUCAAUAUUUCUUGAUAAAUUCACUAAUUAUUAUUUUAUUUGAUCUUGUGAUCGAGGCACAUGAUGUCAAGAUGGAGGAGAGGGUUCGAGGAACAACAUACUUUGUCUGAAAGGCUAUUUUCUAAUUGCCCUGUUUUUGAGGAUUUGCUUAUGAACAAAUUAUAAGCGAGAGGAUGACAACGGCAAAUUAUGCGUUUCUAGUUCUUCACUCAAGAGGCUGACAAUAAAAUCCACAUGCUUUGGGUUCCAUAACAUUUUUGAGAUUGUGAUUAAUGCCCCAAAUCUUGUCUAGAUACGAUCCUUGUGAAGCAAACUCUCUUGUAUUUGAAAUUGUGCAGUCUCUUGCUGAAGCCAGUAUGUAUUUCGACAAACAUUUGGAGGAUUAGAUUUACCUUCAAACUGCAAGUGAUCUGAUGAGAGGGAUAGUCAACAUCAAGACACUUCAUCUAUCUUCCGAUACUCUAUAUUAUUUUAAAGAGACCAGUGUUCCAAUCCCUUCAUUCCAUGAUUUGACAAAUCUGAGAAUUUCGUAUCGUGAAUCUUUUGGCUUGGCAGGACUAGCUAUUGGAUUUUCUUGCAAGAUGUUAUUCUCUAGAAAUACUUGUUUUGGACUUGCGCACAGAUUAUGAUCCAGAUUGAAGAACCAUUUAAGUGGAAUCCUGAUCACUGGUAUGUGCUCCAGGAUUAUUAUGGAGUCAGUUAUUUAUUGAUUAACCUCAAUACAAUUGAAGUUUUAUCAGUUACACCUGGGGUGAAGAUCAAAUAGAAAUGGUUUUGUAUUUUCUUGAACGUGCAAGAGUUUUGGAGAACUUGAAAAUUCAAAUUCACGCAAAUGAGGAAGAACUGGUUAUGAUAGCAGAAGAGUUAUUGAUGCUACCAAGAGUCUCAGAAAAAUGCAGAGUCAUUAUGGUUUAGGUAUCUUUGUCUCUUUCUGUAUAAUUAAUUUUUUGAAAGGGCCAGAGAAAAGAGAAUUUACUGUUUUCUGAAAAUUCUCACCUCUCCUACUUUCCUUAUCCUCCACCUAAACCUUGAUAGAAACCCCAAAAUACAAUUGCACAUUGCGU
Molecule: messenger RNA, 1302 nt
Organism: Rubroshorea leprosula
Lineage: Eukaryota; Viridiplantae; Streptophyta; Magnoliopsida; Malvales; Dipterocarpaceae
Source: the annotation of a GenBank genome assembly